AUGGCGCUAGACAUGAACAUACAUGAGUUGUUAGUAAUCGGGGACUCCGAUUUUCUCAUAAAUCAAGUGAAAGGAAAUUGGGCAACCAAAAAUGAUAAGAUACUCCCAUAUAUGAAUCUGGUACAAAGGUUGUUCGGGAGAUUCAAGAGUAUUGACUUCAGGCAUACUCUAAGGGCUCAGAAUGAGUUCGCAGGCACAUUGGCCACAAUAGCAUCUAUAAUCCAACACCCAGAGAGCACCCACAUUGGUCUGUUGGAGAUCACACUGAGAGAAGAGCAUGCUCACUGUGCCUACGUAGAGGCCGAGCCAGAUGGCCAACCAUGGUACGCUGACAUUAAGGCCUACCUGGAAAAAGAGGAGUAUCCCCCAGAGAGUUCAGCAAAUAAAAAGAAGACCAUCAGGAGAUUGGCCAAUGGUUUCUUCUUGAACAAGGAAGUACUAUAA
This is a messenger RNA of Lycium ferocissimum, 444 nucleotides long. RefSeq lists its product as uncharacterized. The transcript has a single exon. Gene Ontology annotation, molecular function: nucleic acid binding; RNA-DNA hybrid ribonuclease activity. The record is from RefSeq and is a predicted model, not a curated record. The coding region runs from base 1 to 444 and encodes 147 amino acids. Lineage: Eukaryota; Viridiplantae; Streptophyta; Magnoliopsida; Solanales; Solanaceae.